AUGACACUCAAUAUUAGAAUUGGCCCCGAUUCGGAAUCCUCUAUCUCCGAUGAAGAAGACUCUUCUGGAGUGCAGGUAUCCCCACCUUCUGAGUCCGAAAGCCAUGGAUACCAGGAGCAUUACGACGAAUGGGCGCGUCUUAGAUAUCCGGAUGAAUUGAAACCAUCGGAUUCCGCUUCUCGACCCACAACAUCACGCCGGAUGCGUGCUCGUAGUACAAUCCAUGGCUCCUCCUCUGCCGUCCGCCGUCACUCAACAAGACACCAUAUGGCGCAGGAACGGGACUCGUUUGCCAGGCAUUCGCGUCGAAAUCCUUCCCCAGAUUCCCCAGAGAGCGCUGACUCGGCUGAAGAAUAUGAUGCUCCAUAUGGGCGUGUGCCUCAGGAGCGUAGGUUUUGGUCAUCUGUGCCUCAAGGCACGGGUUACAGUCAUCAUUCAUCUCCGGGGCAAUCAUAUGCUUAUCCCAGCGGGAAUCCCAUGCCGCAUGGUGCAUUUAUACACCCUCAUGGUCUAACGACUACAUCGGACCAGCUGAUAAGACUUGGCCAUCAAGGACAGCAAACCUCCUACGGUCAUUCUAUGUAUGGGUACAAUUCGCAAUUCCCCGGUCCCCCGCUGCCCCCUUUUCUCUCCCAUGAACAUCAUCCAGGCCAUCAGCCGCAUCCGAUCGCCGCUGCUUCCCAUGGCCGGAACGAAGGGCUUGACCCAUCCCAGCAGCAAUUGUCUCACCAUAUGUCAGGACAUGGCCCACCUCCCUACGCCCCUCACGACAUGAUGAUCCCGUAUGGACCGAGAGGCUAUUAUCCUUUCGGGGAUCCUUACCGCGUGGUCCCUGGGACGAUCCCGCCCUAUUAUCAUCCAUAUCCCCGUGCACCAUCCCCUAGUCACGCUGAGCCUCCCGAAUCCCCUGUCCCUACAGCUGUUGAUGCAGCCAAAGACGAGGCGAUCGCUAGGCUAGAAAAACUGAUACUAGAGGAAAGGACUGAGCGCGAAGCCCGGGAGGCCCGGGAUGCUGCCAGACAGGCUGCUAUCGAACAGGAAGCCGCCGAGCAAGCUGCAAGGGAGGAGCGUGCUGCGCACGAGAAAAAAAUCGCCGAGAACGCUGCCUUCCAGGCAAGAGCCGAGGCCGAACAAAAAGCCGCGGAAGAAGCCGCAAAAGCUAAGAAAGAGGCUGAAGACGCGGCAGCUGCGGCAGUAGAGGCAGCUACAGCUGCGGCGACUGAGGCAGCGAAUGCGGCAGCCGCAGAAGCUCUCGCCGCUGCGACAGCAGCCGCUGCAAAUCCGGCACCUCCAGAGAAGAAGAAGCCUAUAAAAUUCAAGGACGCAGUGGGCAGAAAGUUCAGUUUCCCGUUCGACUUAUGCUGUACCUGGAAGGGCAUGGAGGAGCUUAUCCGCCAGGCGUUUCUUCAUAUCGAGGCAAUAGGUCCUCAUGUCGCUGAAGGACACUACGACCUGGUAGGCCCCAAUGGCGACAUAAUUCUACCUCAAGUAUGGGAGACUGUAAUUGAACCAGACUGGACCAUAACCAUGCAUAUGUGGCCUCUACCAGAGAAGUCAAAAGCCGCGGAGCCUCCACCAGCAGAUGUGCCAGUCGCAGAACCCUCAACUCCACCGGAAAAUCCACCAGUACCAGGUGACCAUACAGUCGCUGUCGACGAAGAUUCCAAGAAGAAACCCGACCAAGCAGGCCCCAAGAAACCACGACCGAAGGCUCCCGACCCUGGUGCCUUUGCAAUGUGGAUGGUCGGAGGCAACCGCUUAAGGCUGAACAAGGCUUUAAAAAUGGGAAAAAAGCCUAAGGCAGUCCAGCACGGCAUCUCUUGCCGUGUUAUGUGA
Molecule: messenger RNA, 1836 nt
Organism: Aspergillus homomorphus CBS 101889
Lineage: Eukaryota; Fungi; Ascomycota; Eurotiomycetes; Eurotiales; Aspergillaceae
Exons: 4
Coding region: 1-1836 (611 amino acids)
Source: RefSeq, a predicted model, not a curated record